CACACUGGUAUGCGUGUCUUGUCAAUUUAAUAUUAUUGAUGUUAAAUAAUGGAUAAAGUAUAUGUACUAUUUAAUUCUUAUUACAGUUGAAGAAGCUUGAUAAGUUGCUGUUGAGGACGAUGGAUGAUGUUCAUUCUGGCCAACCUGUUUUUGAAGUUUUCAAUAUAGUGCCUGCCGGAAAACUCCCGCAACAGGACAAUGGACAUGAUUGUGGUAUUUUUGUCAUGAGGUUUAUGGAGUACAUUGCAUCCGGACAAUCUCCUCCCUCGACCUAUAUAGUCGACCAUAAUGAGAGAUUCCGAUUUGCAAUUGAUAUUGUCUUAUCGGAAUCCAAUGGCCUAUUUUGGGAUGUGAUGCAUGAUGCAACCGCUUAUUAUGGAGUUUGUUCAAGCAAAGGUGGUGAAUCAUCAACCUUAAAAGAAGGUAAGUGUUUUCCCCCAAGACGUGAUGCUUCGCCUCCAACGCUUUCAACAAAAAAGUCUAGACAGCAACAUUGGUCGAAGUGCGAAAUGAGAAAAAAGAGGAAGUCAAUGAACUAA
This is a messenger RNA of Humulus lupulus (European hop), 539 nucleotides long. RefSeq lists its product as uncharacterized. Lineage: Eukaryota; Viridiplantae; Streptophyta; Magnoliopsida; Rosales; Cannabaceae. The record is from RefSeq and is a predicted model, not a curated record. The transcript has 2 exons. Bases 120 to 539 code for a protein of 139 amino acids. Gene Ontology annotation, molecular function: cysteine-type peptidase activity. Gene Ontology annotation, biological process: proteolysis.